Sorex fumeus (smoky shrew) is the source of this 889-nucleotide messenger RNA. RefSeq names its product thymic stromal lymphopoietin (gene TSLP). Gene Ontology annotation, molecular function: cytokine activity. The record is from RefSeq and is a predicted model, not a curated record. Lineage: Eukaryota; Metazoa; Chordata; Mammalia; Eulipotyphla; Soricidae. The transcript is spliced from 4 exons. The coding region runs from base 1 to 492 and encodes 163 amino acids.
AUGGGUUCCGAGUCCUUUGCUGGAUGCCUUACUGUAUUUCUCUUGUCAGUCUUUUUCAGGAAGCUCUUCUUCUUGCAAAUGGUAGGACUGGUACUAACCUACAACUUCACUGACUGCAAUAUUUUAAAGAUUAAAAUGGAUUAUCAGAACAUCAUUGAUAAAGCCCUGAAGGAAUACAUAAAUAAGACCAAGAGCUGGAAGUUCUAUCAGGCUCCGAGCUGUGAGGACCCGCCCAGCUGCCUGCGACUGAUCCAGCGCCUGACCUUCACCCCAGCCGGCGGCUGCGAGUCCCUGACCCACGGAGCGCUGGCCGAGAGCACCAGGGCUUCUCUCUCCAGCAACUGCCCGGGCUACGCGGGCGCGCAGAUAAAUAAUACCCAAGCAAAGAAGAAAAGAGAAGUCACAAGAAAGUGCCUGGAACAGUUCUCAUACUUAGUACAAAUCUGGCGUCAUUUCAGCCGGUGUUCCUCUCAACCGAGAAAUAAAUCCUGAUUUUAACUAUAUUCCUCCCUGCCCCCGCCCCUCAAAAAUAACAAGCAUCUUUAUUAGGUAGAUGGAACAUUAGUUUAACUGUGACAUGUAAAGGACCAUAAAUAGCUAUUUUUAAAUUACAGAGUGUAUUUUAAAAUUUAUUUUUGUAAGCCUUUAUUGUAUUAAGUAAGUUUUGGAGGUAAGCAUCUCCAAUUGUGGGAGAGAAUGCUCUAGAAUUGGAUGCAGGGCCCUGGCCUUGUGGCAGUAAUUCCCAGUUUAGAUUCAUAAGCCUUAUUUUCAGGGAAGAGUCCAAAAUAGAGUAAGAAGAAAAGAGUAUGUUGUCUUUGUUUCUAAAGAGUAUGUAAGAGUAUUUCAAAAGCAGGCAUUUGUUCAUGUGUUCCAACUCUUCAAGCUUUCU